This is a messenger RNA of Arthroderma uncinatum, 3690 nucleotides long. RefSeq names its product WW domain-containing protein. The coding region runs from base 1 to 3690 and encodes 1229 amino acids. Lineage: Eukaryota; Fungi; Ascomycota; Eurotiomycetes; Onygenales; Arthrodermataceae. Gene Ontology annotation, molecular function: protein binding. The transcript is spliced from 3 exons. The record is from RefSeq and is a predicted model, not a curated record. Gene Ontology annotation, cellular component: membrane.
AUGAGUUCUAGUCACAAUACCAGCAAGGGAGGGGACGAGAUGUUUCUCAACUCCCCUUCCAACCACGAACCUCCGGUCAUCUCACCUCUACGGGUUGCAAAAAGAGGCACUCCCUCACCUGCGCCGAGUACCUCCUCAAACCCUCAGCAAGAUCGUCCAGGCACUUCUCAAGCGUCAGUGUCUCCGCUUCCGUAUCCCGACGACCGAAGGAUGCAAGAUCAAUCAUGGCAUCACGGCAAUAAUGGGUCGCAACCUAAUGAUCCAAGGGAGCAUGGUCGGCCGUCUUUCUCGCCAAUAUCGCUUUCCUCGCCAGCGUCUAGCGGUGGUGAGAUUCCUGCUGCGUUGAAACCUCAAGACCGUCGAGAUCCAAAACAGGUCCAAUCUAGUCUUGCGGAGAGAAGAGGGGCUGCUGCUCCAAAACAGCUUGAAUCUCCCACCGCUGAGAGCCCAGAUAAAGAGGGAUUAUUUCAGUGUCUGCCACAGAGGGAUAACGCUCAGCAACCUAGCGCUUCCACUCAGAAUAAAAACCCGGCUGUUGUCGUGAACCCGUACCCAGAUUAUCACCAACAAUACUGGCCACCUCCUUCGCAGUCAGCCUCAUCUUCAAGCGGGAAUCUGCAGCCACCUAGCAGUUCAAUAAAUCGCAUAGAUUCAACCGCUUCUACCUCUACAACGAAAGCUCAACGCGGCUCUCCCCCUCCGCCAGAAACACCCAUAGUUGGACCAGGCCAACAGCCAAGUUCUGAUAUCGAAGCGCGGUAUGCGGCCUCGGGGAUUGCUGGCACCGCCACACUAAGUAACAUUCACGCCCACAACCACGCCGCACAACAGAGAGCGCAACAGUAUAGCGGUAUUCCUGGGAGAAACAACCAGCCAGGCCUGCAGCAAGCCACGGUUCCUCCUCCCCGGCCAUGGACACCGACGGAGCAGCCAGGCAGUGAACCACAUGGCCCUCCCAGGAUUUAUCAAGGCGAUUCAGAUGUCACCCCUAUACCAGUGACCGAAGGACCCUCUGGCCAGCUCCCGAAGCCACCGCAACCCAAUAAUAAUAUUAAUAAUAAUAAUAAUCAGAGCCAACUCGAUGAUGAUUUCCAACGACUGAACAUGACCGCCUCGCCACCGCCAGCAUAUUCAAGCGUGAUGGGCGGACAAAACAUGGUAUACCCCAAUGAAAAACACGGUGGUGGCCCUACCACCCAAUAUCCCCCAAUUGCAGGGUCAGUAGCAGCUAGCGGGCCUCCUUCCGUGACCGGCUCCCAGCCCUCAAUACAGAGCCAUCCUGCAUUUGCAAAUGACUCUCGUCAAACGCAAUCAGGGACUCCGGGCCAACAGAGCUUCCAGAGCGGACCAUCCGCUUUCCCUUUGUCGUCAAAACAAAGUGAACCAUCCUCAGCGCAUCCAGGACCUGGACCGGCGUCUCCACCGCCUCUCCCAGAAGGCUGGAUAGCUCACUUGGACCCUAACUCAGGUCAAUACUACUAUAUUCACCUCCCCACGCAGUCAACGCAGUGGGAGUUCCCCAAGGGUCCAACGCCACUUAACCUCAAUGAAACACCGUUAUCUCCCGGCCAUAGCACAUUUGGCGGACACGGACUUACAUCUCCCGGACUGUCCUUUGGAAAACCUUUAGCUUCUCCAGCUUUAUCCGCGUUCGGUCAACCACUAGCUUCUCCCGGCUUAUCAGCAUUUGGUCAACCUAUGCCUUCUCCAGGUUUGCCAAUGACCCCUGGAUACGAAGGUAGUGUUAUGGGUAUGAAUAGUGGCUUCGUGGGACCACCCCCGUCAAGUGGCGUGGAAAUGUACAAAGUAGCACCUACAAACGGGGUCUAUUUCGGGCCAUACUUGCGGUAUACCAACAUGGACAUGGAACGAGGCCUCUGGCUAGGCUCUAUCCUACUGGUGACUGAUGCAGCCCAGCCACCAACUAUCCAUAUGCAUAAGAGUACUGACCUCUCGCCGAAUCCAAGACAACUCCAACCAGCCCGCAUCGCCAGUCACCAGCGAUGGGUAUUUUACAAAUAUAGCAUCGAUAUACAAAUGGACGAUGCAAGCUCUAACAAGUGGACUUAUGCCAUUACCUCACACCUUGGUUGCACACGGUACGAAUUCCUAGUGGCCGGAAGACACGAGACCGCAUGGCGAGUGAUUGCGACUUCUGGCAAUGAUUUUGCUCUUAAUGUCAAUGCAAACGAGCGCUCUCGCCUAGGCGGGGUAGGCUAUAUGUGGAAAGAUAUCAUGCAAAAACACGUUGAAUGCGGCGGAUUUCAUGCACAAUUAUGUAUUGGCGGGCAGAUCAACGCUGAUCGCCUGUGGAAGGAAGUCCCAUCUCUUAAACAGUGGCUAGCCAUCAGUGGUAAGGAGGCGAGGAAAACAGCUCCAUGGACCGCCGCAUUGGAGGAAGAUGUCACGCAUGCAUACUUCCAUUAUUAUACGAGCCACUUUGAUCAGCCCCAUUUACGAGAAGCAUUUGCCCAACUACCUCAUAUCUCGCAAGUGGAUGAUCACGAUAUUUUCGAUGGCUUCGGUUCGUACCCGGACCAUAUGCAAUUUUCCAACAUGUUCAAAAAUAUUGGCCGCCUUGGAAUCGAAAUGUAUCUCUUGUUCCAGCAUCACACAACCUUAGAGAUUCUACGACACGUUGUUGAUGACUCCGAUCUGUUUACUAUAACUGGAACCGGCUGGCAUUUCAUCAAAUACCUUGGCCCGGCUAUUGCAGUUGUCGGCCCUGAUUGCCGCUCGGAGAGAAACCCUCAUCAGGUUCUGGCCGGCCCAACAUACCAAGGCAUCUUCCCCAAAGUUGCUACACUCCCUCCAAGUGUACAACAUUGUAUUUGGAUGGUUGCUGUGCCUCUUAUUUACCCUCGCCUGGAAACAGCGGAGCAUCUUGCCCAGACUGUUGCUACUGGUAAAAAGGCUGUGACUGGCGCUUAUAACAUGCUAGGAAGGGUUACGAGCUCAGUAGCUGGUGUUGUCGGUGCCAAGGGCGCGGUGGGAUCAGGCUUUGAAUCUGUGAAGCGAGCAGUGGGAAAGUCAGGCCUGAUGGGUGGUGUGCUUAGUCCGUUUGGUGAUAUUGAUAUCUUUGAUGAGCUUAAGGAUCAAUGGACCCAUGAGUCAAAGGACCUUGAACGAACAUAUCUCAUCCGCACCCUCCAGGGAAUUGCACAUCAACGAAGCAUCCGAAUGACUUUCCUCUCCGGUGCCGUAAACUGCUGCGGAGCCGGACUCGUUCAUGACCCUUCCCAUCCAACUGACCAUAAAACAAUGUACCAGAUAAUUUCAUCUGCAGUAGUUAACGCCCCUCCUCCCUCAUAUAUCCUCAAAUUACUCCACGGCAACAACAAACCUUUAUACAUACCCAUCAACGGACAGCGAUCAGUUACCUCCCAGAUUUCAGAUACAAAGGAGGAUAUGAUGGAGCUCUUCCAGACCGAUGUUGCCGGCCAACCAAGAGAGCAUCGCAAAUUGAUGGGCCGCAGAAAUUAUGUUGCAAUUGUCGGCUAUGAUCCAGAUGCUGUUCAAGCUGCAUAUAGCAGCAUGCAAUCGCCUAUGCAUCCACCUGGGAGCUCCGCCAGUAGCUCGUUCCCAAAACUAAGCCUUGCCGUGGACUUCUUGGUGCAAGGUGACGGAUCAUUUGGGAAUGUAGUCAAAUUCGGACCUGUUAUAGUGCCUAGUUUGGAUCUAGGCAGAUGA